Molecule: messenger RNA, 1820 nt
Organism: Candoia aspera
Lineage: Eukaryota; Metazoa; Chordata; Lepidosauria; Squamata; Candoiidae
Gene: RHOV
Product: ras homolog family member V
Exons: 3
Coding region: 574-1275 (233 amino acids)
Biological process (GO): endocytosis; Cdc42 protein signal transduction; establishment or maintenance of cell polarity
Molecular function (GO): protein kinase binding; GTPase activity; GTP binding
Source: RefSeq, a predicted model, not a curated record
UUUGCUUGGGACUUGGAGCAAACAAGACUUGCCCCUGUAUGUUUGUCUUCUUAUACCGGGAACCCUUCUGUUGCUCAUCCCAGCGGCUUUCCUUACCUAGCCAGCACUCCGUUCCCAGAAGGAGGAGAAGACCUUGCUGAAGCGCUGAUGCCGCAGACUCAAGUUUCGGGGAAAGGAGGUGGCCCUAUGCAAAUGAAAGAGGCCGUUUGAAAAACAAAAGCACCUGACAGGCCUGGGAAGUUAAAUGUAAAGUCGAGAGGAUGGGAUUCCCGCCCAGGAUACAAACCUACCUGUCCUCGCCGCUCUUUCACUGCUCCGGGACGCCCGAGGGAUGCAGCCCAGGGAAAGAGAAGCUACCGCUGGGCGUGGGAAAGCUGGUGCUCGACCCGCGCCUAGCUCUUAGGUCUUCCUGAUACUCGGGUGCCACGGUCGCCUGAAAGUUGCUGGGUUGGGUUUUUUUGUCUAGCUGUUUAAAAACAGAAACCAAGAUCCAGCUGCAACAUUUUCUGCUUCAAUCCAUACCCCUUUUCCAAAAGAGGAAGCCGAAGGGUGCCCCUUCCGGUUCCUCAAGCCAUGCCGCCCCAGGAGCUGUGGGAUUACUCACCCACCUUGCGGAGAAGCAGCAGCUGCCCCAGCAGAGGCAGCGGCUCAGAGCUGGGCAUCAAGUGCGUCCUCAUCGGGGACGGAGCCGUGGGCAAAACCAGCCUGAUCGUCAGCUACACAACAAACGGAUACCCAGACCAGUACCAGCCAACGGCACUGGACACCUUCUCAGUUCAAGUCUUGGUUGAUGGUGCACCAGUUCGUAUCCAGUUGUGGGACACUGCAGGACAGGAAGACUUUGAUUGCCUCCGCUCUCUCUGUUACCCUGACACAGAUGUCUUCCUGGUCUGCUUCAGUGUCGUAAAUCCCACCUCCUUCCAAAAUAUUACAGAAAAAUGGAUUCCAGAAAUAAGAACUCACAAUCCCCAAACACCAGUGGUGCUGGUGGGAACACAGGCUGACCUGCGAGAUGACGUCAAAGUGCUCAUCAGCUUGGACCGCUACCAUGUAAAACCAGUGCCGAGAACACAAGCUGAAGGCCUGGCUGAAAAAAUCCGGGCUCAGACUUAUGUAGAGUGCUCUGCUUUGACUCAAAAGAAUCUGAAGGAGGUUUUCGACACAGCCAUUGUUAGUGCAGUUGAAUACAAGGCCCAGCAGGAAAAGAAAAUGACAGCCAAAGGAAUCAAAACCCUCUCUAAAUGCCGAUGGAAGAAAUUCUUCUGCUUUGUCUGAAACUGACUCCAGUAAGGAACAUCUGUAAGCCAAAGUGGCCUGGAGCCCAAGCUCUUGUUGGAUUAUGGCGAAACUUGCCUGGGCAACAGGAAGUAGAAGUGUACCAUGCUACCUUCAAGCAUCUGGGAUGGUCUGGUGCUUUAUCUACUGAGUCCAGUGUUUAAAGAACCGCCGAGUUAAUUUAUAUAUACAUUCCAGGCAAGAUGACCAGUUUUUACAACUUUUGAAGUCUUUACAGCAUAUUAAUUAAACAAAUCAAUUAAAUCUGGGAGUAGUAGCCCCAACUGGCCUACAGGGCACUACAGCAGGGAAGGUUAAAUGAAACUUGAUUUAAAGCUUGAGUUAUACAUUUGAGAGUUAUAUCUCAUUUUCAAGUCAUAAUAAUGAAUAGAGGGAUUUCUCGGUGGAGAACUAAAACUUCCAUUUCAAUCCUACUUAAAAAGGAAGUGAAAUAAGCCGUCAAGAUAUAACUGAGGACUGUUCCAUGUUUGGGGUGAAGAGUGUUUGGCUGUAUCACACCUUUAAAACAACAAAAUAUUUCCUAA